GCAGGGUUUGAACCCGGGGUCCAUCGAUGAAUCCGAACGACAUUCCAGCGAGCAAACCGCCGCCAUUCAACUCGGGCCUGCGCAAUGGAACUCACGAAAGACCGAAGUGUUAGCCACUGAGCUAUACAGAGCACUUCUAAAAGUAGAAUGUCUUAUAGUCUAUCGUUUAAACGAACUAAUUCUCUACACAAGGCUUCUCUCCCCUUGGCUUAGUACACAAAACACAAUUAACACGACUAAUUGAUUUGCUAAUUGGGAUUACCGUUUUCAUUGACCAAUGUGUUAUCAUCAGCAAAGAUUAAACGUGAAAGGUUUCCACUUGAUUAUACAAUUAAAAGUACGAGAAAUAACGUGUACAAGAUUCCAUCCAGAGACAAGACUCAAUAGACGAGCGGCUCUGUGCUACAGACUAGAAAGAAAGUUAACACAUUGAUACUGUGCUACACACUUAAAAAAAAAUAAUACGUACCACAACACAACAAGAAAAAUUUACAGACUUUGUGCUUCUGUUUUAGUAUCUUAUAAGAACUAUGGAAGUGAAAAAGGUUACGUUAAUGUGGAUUGCUGUUUCUGCAGUGCAGUUAGUAGGUUUCUUACUGUCACUGGUAGGUUACGCUUCAAAUUUUAUUGUGUCCCUCAAUGGGAACCGCGACCUGGCCCACACUGGGAUAUGGAAAGAAUGCCAUGUUCUUAAAGACGAGACGACCCUGUGUAAUAAUAUUGCUGACUUUACGGAAUGGAAUCACUGGACUAGAGUUUGGGUUGACGCCAGCAGGGGGAUGAUGACCAUCUCUUUCAUUUGUCAGUUGCUGACCAUCUUGCUGACCACAACGGCACUGCGCUGUACGCCAACAAAGUAUAUGUGUUGGGUCAGUUCCAUCUUGGCCGGCUUCUCGGUUCUGAAUGGAAUUAUUGGAGUAGCUGUGGCAGCUGGACAAGGCAGCAGUUUUAUGGAGGAUACAUUUAAGGGUUUGAAGUUUAGUGUUGACUGGUCGUUCACCUUGUUCAUAAUAGGACAGUGCAUAUUCCUCCUAGCCUGCAUCUGGCACUAUUUAGACUCACGGAGCAAGUCCUAAUGGAAACUUAGAGAAUUUGGGUUAGGGUUUUUAUGUAAAUACAUUGGAAUUCGCAUAAUUCGAAGCCUUAUAUAGGAAGAAUUAUCAGUUUGAUUUUCACUUCGACAAGGGAAGUAAACGAAUAAAUUAAAUUUUCUACACACUUACCUCCCUUGUAAGUAGUCAUUAAGUUUGAGAUUAGUUUGAAUUGAAGUUUGUUUGUUUUUUAUUUGUGAAAGUAUUCACCAAAAUAGGAUUAGUCAAUAAUUACUAUUAGCUAACAUUCUCUUCAUGGGUGGAAGAUAGAACGGGGAAAUUGUUGGUCAAAAACUGGAAGUCUGUGAAUUCCCGAAACUGGCAGAAAGUUCUUUCAGUCAAAUAUUCAUCAGGCAAUGUGCACUGUGUUGUUAUAGAGGGAUGUUAGAACUUACAAAUUUCAUUCUAGAACAGAAAACACAAAUAACUUGCAAUAGAACAACGAAAAGGGCAACACUGCCAAUUAGUGCCAAUACAAGCAAUUGAAGAAAACAAAAAAAAAAUACAUAUAUAUGAAGGCCUAUUUCAAUUUAAAAAAUGAUUCUUUGAAAUAAAAUCGGAUAGGAUCGGCUGGGAUCUGAUCAGAUCGUUUCUGUGUAGAGUAGAUAGGAUCCUAUCGGAUCGGAGAAAUCAGAUCAGGUCGUCGUUGAAAUAAUACAAGUCUAGUAUGGAGAUAAAACCCAAGCCAUUCACGUGACUAGAGAAAUAAAUGUGUCUAGAUUAGAUUCCAUCUAGUGAAAUAUGUGUCUAGAUUAGAUUCCAUCUAGUGAAAUAUGUGACUAGAUUAGAUCCCAUCUAGUGAAAUAUGUGUCCAGGUUAGAUCUCAUAUAGUAAAAUAUGUGUAUAGAUUAGAUUCCAUCUUGUGAACAAUGGGUCUAGAUUAGAUUUCAUCUAUUGAAAUGUAUGUCUAUGUUAGAUUCCAUCUAGUAAAAUAGGUGUCUAGGUUAGAUCUAAUCCAUUUGUGUCUAUGUUAUAUUCCAACCAGUGAAAUGUCUGUUUAGAUUAUAUUCCAUCUAGUGAAAUAUGUGUCUAGGUUACAUUCCAUAUAUUGAAAUGUAUGUCUAAGUUAGAUUCCAUCUAGUGAAAUAGGUGUCUAAAUUAGAUUCCAUCUAGUGAGAUAUGUGUCUAAAUUAAAUUCCAAAUAUAUAGUGAAAUAUGUGUCUAGAUUAGAUUCCUAGUGAAAUAUGUGUCUAAAUUAAAUUCUAUAUACUGAAAUAUGUGUCUAGAUUAAAUUCCAUAUAGUGAAAUAUGUGUAUAAAUUAGAUUCCAUCUAGUAAAAUAGGUUUCUAAUUUGAUUACAUCCAUUGAACUAUGUAAAGAUUCGAUCCCAUCCAGUCAAAUGUGUUUACAUUAGAUCCCAUCCAGUGAAAUUUGUUUACAGUAGAUCUCAUCCAGUGAACUAUAUGUCAUGCUUCACAGAUAAUAAUCAGUUUUGGUAGAAAAUAGGUAAUCUUUAAGUUGUAGCUUUGGUCCUGAGAUAGAUUUUACAUGGUAGUGGUGCAUAAUCUAUGGCCCAUGGACCAUUUCCGACACUUAACACGGUGCUAUACGCCUCUCAGUAAUAUCUUCCAACAGUACAUAAUGAAGCUUCCGAGGCUGGGGUCAAAUGGACUUGAAACAAAGCCACAGAGGCUCAGUUCCAACGGACUGGACAUGUAGCUUCAGAGGCUCGGUUUCAAUGAACUGGACAUGUAGCUUUAGAGGCUCGGUUUCAAUGAACUGGACAUGAAGCCUCAGAGGCUCGGUUUCAAUGAACUGGACAUGAAGCAUCAGAAGCUCGGUUCCAAUGAACUGGACAUGAAGCCUCAGAGGCUCGGUUUCAAUGAGCUGGACAUGAAGCCUCAGAGGCUCGGUUUCAAUGAGCUGGACAGGAAGCCCCAGAGGCUAGGUUCCAAUGAACUGGACAUGAAGCCUCAGAGGCUCGGUUUCAAUGAACUGGACAUGAAGCAUCAGAGGCUCGGUUCCAAUGAACUGGACAUGAAGCCCCAGAGGCUCGGUUCCAAUGAACUGGACAUGAAGCCCCAGAGGCUCGGUUCCAAUGAACUGGACAUGAAGCCUCAGAGGCUCGGUUUCAAUGAACUGGACAUGAAGCAUCAGAAGCUCAGUUUCAAUGAACUGGACAUGAAGCAUCAGAAGCUCGGUUUCGAUGAGCUGGACAUGAAGCAUCAGAGGCUCGGUUUCAAUGAACUGGACAUGAAGCCUCAGAGGCUCGGUUUCAAUGAACUGGACAUGAAGCAUCAGAAGCUCGGUUCCAAUGAACUGGACAUGAAGCCUCAGAGGCUCGGUUGCAAUGAGCUGGACAUGAAGCCUCAGAGGCUCGGUUUCAAUGAGCUGGACAGGAAGCCUCAGAGGCUCGGUUUCAAUGAGCUGGACAGGAAGCCCCAGAGUCUAGGUUCCAAUGAACUGGACAUGAAGCCUCAGAGGCUCGGUUUCAAUGAACUGGACAUGAAGCCUCAGAGGCUCGGUUCCAAUGAACUGGACAUGAAGCCCCAGAGGCUCGGUUCCAAUGAACUGGACAUGAAGCCUCAGAGGCUCGGUUUCAACGGACUAGACAACGUUUUGCUGCGAUGCGGAACGAGAUAAUAGUGUCGGUAACGUACGUAACUCUUAGUCUGGAUACAGUUCGGCACCAAGAUUUUACGACAGGGGGUUAUCAACCUGUGGGUCGCGACCCCCCUAGGGGGGGUCAAUUGACGAUUUGCCAGGGGUCGCCAAAGACCAUCGAAAAAAAUGGAUUGUUUUGUCUAUACUUCUAUUGCUGUAUGUGUGAGCGGAUGGGGGGGGGGGGGUCGCGGUAGAGUGGGGGAUUGUAAAAAGGGGUCGCCGAGCUUAAAAGGUUGAGAACCGCUGCUUAACGACAAUACAAGUAUAACACAGAAGAAAUCAAGUCUAUAUUGCUAAUGCAUCUGUGUGAAAAAUGUGAUAGACUGAAGGCAUAUUUACACUUAGUUUAUCAGUGCCGGAUAUUAGUAGGUGGAGUCAUUGGGCAUUAUUUCUGAAGAGGCCACUACCCUCUUCAAGUUUCAGUAUACAUGUCACGAAUAAUAUAAAUAUAUCUAAAAUAAAAUUACGAUAUUCGUGUAGAUAGAAAUAGAAUAAUUAGAUUUAACCUCAUUUUCAUUGGGUUUUUUUUCAUUUUUUAUUAUGCAUAUUUUAUUUUGUUACAUUUUUAAAAUGCCCCAUUUAAAGAUGAGACCCUGGGCGGCUGCUAUGUCUUCCAUUGUUUUGAACAUGUAUAUUAAUAUGUUCUAAAUUCUGUUACUAUAUGCAGAUUAUGCACAAGUGUAAACUUGACUUAUUUCACCAAUAAAUGUAUGCGUUUCAGCAAG
Biomphalaria glabrata is the source of this 4420-nucleotide messenger RNA. RefSeq lists its product as uncharacterized. Bases 2817 to 3674 code for a protein of 285 amino acids. NCBI's taxonomy places the organism in Eukaryota, Metazoa, Mollusca, Gastropoda, Planorbidae. The record is from RefSeq and is a predicted model, not a curated record. The transcript has 5 exons.